Molecule: messenger RNA, 2628 nt
Organism: Bufo bufo (common toad)
Lineage: Eukaryota; Metazoa; Chordata; Amphibia; Anura; Bufonidae
Product: zinc finger protein 501-like
Exons: 2
Coding region: 19-1422 (467 amino acids)
Biological process (GO): regulation of cytokine production; regulation of immune system process; negative regulation of transcription by RNA polymerase II
Source: RefSeq, a predicted model, not a curated record
GAUCUGUACAAGGAGGCCAUGAUGGAGGAGCACCAGCCUCUUAUAUCACAAGAAAGUCCCAGUAAGAAUUCUGAGGGAAACCUCAUGUUAUCACUAAAUUAUAAAGCAGAAGAUGAAGAUAUCAUGCAGUGCUCGUCAGGAGAAAAUGUACAUCCAGGACUUCACAGUACAGAUCUAUCAAGUAAUCUCCCUAAUCAUGAGGGACCUUUUCCUGACCAAUCAUGGACUGUUACAAGUGAAGGGAAGAAACCACACUCCUGUUCAGAAUGUGGGAAAUGUUUUACAGAAAAAAAAUGUCUGGUUAGACAUGUGAGAAUUCACACAGGAGAAAAGCCGUAUUCAUGUUCAGAAUGUGGGAAAUGUUUUACAGAAAAAUCAAAUCUUGUUUUACAUGAGAGACUUCACACAGGAGUGAAGCCAUAUUCAUGUUCAGAAUGUGGGAAAUGUUUUACACGUAAAUCACACCUUGUUAGACAUGAGAGAAUUCACACAGGAGAGAAGCCAUAUUCAUGUUCAGAAUGUGGGAAAUGUUUUACAGAUAAAUUAAUUCUUGUUUGCCAUGAGAGAAGUCACACAGGAGAGAGUCCCUAUUCAUGUUCAGAAUGUGGGAAAUGUUUUACACAGAAAUCACACCUUGUUAAACAUGAGAAACUUCACAAAGGAGAGAAACUAUAUUCAUGUUUAGAAUGUGGAAAAUGUUUUACAGAUAAAUCAAAUCUUGUUUUCCAUGAGAGAAGUCACACAGGAGUGAAGCCAUAUUCAUGUUCAGAAUGUGGAAAAUGUUUUACACAGAAAUCACACCUUGUUAAACAUAAGAGAAUUCACACAGGAGUCAAACCAUAUUCAUGUUCAGAAUGUGGGAAAUGUUUUACAGAUAAAUCAAAUCUUGUUUUCCAUGAGAGAAGUCACACAGGAGUGAAGCCAUAUUCAUGUUCAGAAUGUGGGAAAUGUUUUAAAAGAAGAACACGACUCGUUACACAUCUGAGAAUUCACACAGGAGAGAGGCCGUAUUCAUGUUCAGAAUGUGGGAAAUGUUUUUUAAAAGAAUCAAGUCUUGUUAAACAUGAGAAACUUCACACAGGAGAGAAACUAUAUUCAUGUUCAGAAUGUGGGAAAUGUUUUACAGCUAAAUCAAAUCUUGUUAGGCAUAAAAAAGGUCACACAGGAGAAGAGUUAUAUUCAUGUUCAAAAUGUGGGAAAUGUUUUACAGAUAAAUCAAAUCUUGUUAGACAUGAGAGAGGUCACACAGAAGAGAAUCCAUAUUCAUGUUCAGAAUGUGGGAAAUGUUUUACACGGAAAUCAAAUCUUGUUUUCCAUGAGAGAGUUCACAGAGGAGAGAAGCCAUAUUCAUGUUCAAAAUGUGGGAAAUAUUUUACACGGAAAUCACAGCUUGUUAGACAUGAAAGAAUUCAUAGAGGAUAGAAGCCGUUUUUAACUUCAGAAUGUGGGAAACGUUUUAGACAAGUCGAAUCUUGUUGCACAUCAGUCACACACGAGAGAAGUAAAGAAGUGCAAAUUACUUGAAAUAUGUUUUAAUUAGAGUACAAAUAAAUUCAACCCAAAUGGAAAGUGCUAAGAUUGCGUGUUCACAAAGACAUGUUUAAACGUUUGACCGUGCGCAUCCGCCAGAAUGGUGGACACAUCGCACACGUCAUGUAAAGACUUUUUAGGAAAUCUUGAACUCACUUAUAUAGAUAUAUAUCACAAACUAGAUCAUAAACUGAAAAUUCCAGUGUGUUUUAGUAAAUCUAGCCAAGGUUGACAUAGCAUAUGACCUCCUUACCACUGGAAAAGCCUGAGCUGAAUUCAAUAUGAUACAUUUUUAAAAUGGUGGUCGAACACCAAAUAACGCAGCCUUUCUACCAAUUAAUACUUUCAUAGAUUAGAAGUCAAUUUUCUAUAAAUUGCACUAGUGAAAACUUUGUGUCCAGACAUUUGUCUCACCCUGUACUUUUUAAAAUAAAAAUGGUCCAAAAAUUAUCCCUUUUGGGGGAAAGUGUUUGGCGGUGUUUAUACACGCAUGGUGGUGUCAGCAGAAGCAAUGGCUUGUUUGGAACAAACAUUCCAAAAAUUCUCCCUUUUUUGGGAGCAAAAGCAGUAUAGUAUUGACCCUGUUAGACAAGGUAGGAGAUGUGCAUGUAGGGGUAGUACUAAAGGCAGCAGUACAGUAUGGAACCUGAUGAACAAGGCAAAAGAUGUGUGGAUAUAUAGGGGUAGUAAUAAAGGCAGCAGGGGCAGUAGUAGCUGCAGGGGCAGCAGUACAGUAUGAGAACUGAAAAACAAGGCAGGAGAUCUGAGGGUGUGUAAUGGUAAUAGUAGCCACAGCAGUACAGGAUAAAACCUGAGGUACAAGGCAGGAGAUGUGUGGAUAUAUAAAGGUAGACAUAAAGCCAGCAGGGGCAGUAGUAGUGGCAGCAACACAGUAUGAAACAUGACAAACAAUGUAGGAAAUAUGCACCUGUGUAGGGGUAGUAGUAGUGGCAGCACUAGCUGCGGCAGCAGCACUGUAUGGAAAAUGGAUAGGCAGACAGUGGUGCCAGUGAUAAAUAGUGUAGGAAAGCGCAAGGGGCCGUCAUUGACGGAAGAUAUGUGUCCCCGAGGUUCCUGGCCUCCGUGAGGCAAGAGCCG